AUGGUUGGCAUGGACGAGAAGGACACCUACGUCGGAGAUGAAGCUCAGGCCAAGCGUGGUAUCCUCACCCUCAAAUACCCCAUCGAGCACGGUAUUGUCACCAACUGGGAAGACAUGGAGAAGAUCUGGCAUCACACCUUCUACAACGAGCUUCGCAUAGCCCCCGAAGAGCACCCUGUUCUUUUGACUGAGGCCCCUAUGAACCCCAAGGCAAACCGUGAGAAGAUGACGACCAUCAUGUUCGAGACCCACAACGUACCUGCCAUGUACGUCGCUAUCCAGGCCGUUCUUUCCCUGUACUCUUCUGGUCGUACCACUGGUAUUGUGCUCGACUCCGGUGACGGUGUCACACACACGGUCCCCAUCUACGAAGGUUACGCUCUCCCCCAUGCUAUUAUGCGUUUGGAUUUGGCCGGACGUGACCUUACUGAGUUCAUGCAGAAGAUUUUGGCCGAGCGUGGAUUUGCCUUCACUACCACCGCUGAAAAGGAAAUUGUGCGUGACAUCAAGGAGAAGCUUUGCUACAUUGCCCUUGACUUCGAGGAGGAAAUGAACUCCGCGGCUUCAUCGAGCGAGAUUGAGAAGUCGUACGAACUUCCUGACGGCAACAUCAUCACUGUCGGAAACGAGCGUUUCAGGUGCCCUGAGGUCCUCUUCCAGCCUUCUUUCAUCGGCCAGGAGGCCGCCGGUAUUCACACCACAACCUUCAACUCCAUUGCCCGCUGUGACGUCGACAUCCGCAAGGACCUAUACGCCAACGUCGUUCUUUCCGGAGGUACCACCAUGUACGAGGGUAUUGGUCAGCGUAUGACGAAGGAGUUGAACGCACUUGUUCCCAGCACCAUGAAAAUCAAGGUCGUAGCACCACCGGAGAGAAAAUACUCCGUGUGGAUCGGUGGAUCCAUCCUUUCCUCCCUUUCCACCUUCCAGCAGAUGUGGAUCACCAAGGAGGAGUUCGACGAGUCCGGACCUAACAUUGUCCACAGGAAGUGCUUCUAA
Molecule: messenger RNA, 999 nt
Organism: Babesia ovata
Lineage: Eukaryota; Apicomplexa; Aconoidasida; Piroplasmida; Babesiidae
Product: actin
Exons: 1
Coding region: 1-999 (332 amino acids)
Source: RefSeq, a predicted model, not a curated record